Messenger RNA from Formica exsecta, 1686 nucleotides. Its product is annotated as serine/threonine-protein phosphatase 2A regulatory subunit B'' subunit gamma-like. Gene Ontology annotation, cellular component: centrosome; spindle. The record is from RefSeq and is a predicted model, not a curated record. NCBI's taxonomy places the organism in Eukaryota, Metazoa, Arthropoda, Insecta, Hymenoptera, Formicidae. Gene Ontology annotation, biological process: cortical cytoskeleton organization; B cell homeostasis; microtubule cytoskeleton organization. The transcript has 6 exons. The coding region runs from base 191 to 1537 and encodes 448 amino acids.
GUUUCGAACGAGGAGAAGACGAUUAGGCGAUUAUCGGCCGCUGCAUUUAAAGUGAUUCUGUCACGGGAUCACCCGGGUAAUCUUACAACGCAACCUAUAACCCAACGUAACCUUAAGUGACCGAGGUGCAGGUUGCAGGUGCAGUAGAAUCAUAAGAAUCGAAUGACAACAAUACAUAGUGGAUGUCAUUAUGGAUAUGGAAUUGAAAGAUUUAUUACGGAACUGCGCUUCAGCAAAGAAACCGAAUGAAAACUCUAGUAAUGAGGAGAAAGAGGAUGAAUACUUUCGAAGCAUGUAUCAGCAGUGGAAAGGUGUAAAGGCGAAAGACAAUGAUACUACAUACAAAGUUAUACCAAAGUUCUAUUUCAAAUUGCCGAAGGAGGAUGAAAUUUUACCACAAAAGUUACGCGAAGAGACACGUGCCUUAUUCUUGCAAAGGCGCUCUCGGCAAUUGCUCGAUAAUAAUGAACUAAAAGCAUUAUGGGUUUUGUUGGACAAAUAUCAUAGUCCACCGUUGUCAGGGGACGAACAGUUGAUUAAUUAUGAGGAUUUUAAGAAAGUGGGGAAACUGGCAGGAGCAAAAUGCAGUUCAUAUUUUACCGCAGUUGUUUUUGCUAAACUGCAACAAGGAGAUCCGCAUGGUAGAAUUAGCAUCAUGGCAUUAUUCAACUACGUCAUGAGAAAAGUCUGGUUGCAUCAAACAAGGAUCGGUCUUUCUUUAUAUGAUGUGACAGGGCAAGGAUAUCUCAGAGAGUCAGAUCUGGAAAACUACAUUUUAGAAUUGAUACCGACGUUACCGCAACUUGAAGGUCUUGAAAAGUCCUUUCAUUCUUUUUAUGUGUGCACAGCUGUGAGAAAAUUUUUAUUUUUUUUGGAUCCUCUUCGAACUGGACGAGUGCGUAUUCAAGAUAUUUUAGCAUGUAGUUUUCUAGAUGAUCUUUUAGAGUUGAGGGAUGAGGAUUUGCCAAAAGACCUCCAGGAAGCAAAUUGGUUUUCUGCACCUUCGGCACUCAAAGUAUAUGGACAGUAUCUUAAUCUUGACAGAGAUCAUAAUGGAAUGCUAAAUAAAGAAGAACUUGCUGGAUAUGGUACUGGGACUUUAACUGGUGUCUUCCUUGAACGGAUAUUUCAAGAGUGUCUGACUUAUGAAGGAGAGAUGGACUAUAAAACUUAUUUAGAUUUCGUUUUAGCAUUAGAAAAUAGACAUGAACCUCAGAGUCUUCAUUAUCUGUUUCGUAUUCUUGAUAUCAACAAUCAUGGUUACUUAGAUACAUUUUGUCUUAACUAUUUCUUUAGAGCUAUACAAGAACAGAUGACAAUGCAUGGUCAAGAACCUGUUAGCUUUGACGACGUUAAAGAUGAGAUAUUUGACAUGGUCAAACCAGCAGAUCCAUGUAAAAUUACAUUGCAGGAUUUACUGUCUUGUGGGCAAGGUGACACGAUGGUCAGUAUUUUAAUCGAAUUCCAUGGCUUUUGGGCAUAUGAAAAUCGUGAGGCCAUGGCAGCUGAUACCGGGGACGAAUCAUCUCAUGUAUGACGAAAAAAAAACACUAUUCCCAAAUAUGAUAUAAAUAUUCCACGGGGAUAAUAGAUAACUUUAUAUAUUGACAUACUGUAUGUAUGUAAUUAAAACUAUUUGUUGUAAUUUAUUUUUUAAUCAAUAAAAUUUUUAUAAUUCAUAAUUUA